AUGGCUUCUGGGUGCAGCUUGUCAACUCUAUUUCCUCCUCAAAGUGUACUCGACGACGCAUUAAAUGACGCCGCGACACAAGAGGCGAUGGAAGCUCUCGUCUUCGAGUAUCUGAAAGACAUGGACGAGAGGGAAGAACUCAAGAUGCCUGACUUUGACACCGGUCUGGAAUGGCUUAACACGGAGGGCCCACUGUCUUUCAGCAAGGAGCUGGCGGGAAAAUUGGUCCUACUGGACUUCUUUACCUAUUGCUGCAUCAACUGCAUGCACAUCCUGCCAGACCUUCACCAUCUUGAGCAGAGGCACUCAGUCCAAGAUGGACUGGUUAUUGUUGGAGUACAUUCUGCCAAAUUCCCUAAUGAAAAGGUUCUGGACAAUGUCCGCAGCGCCGUGCUCCGCUACGACAUCCGCCACCCGGUGGUGAACGACGGCGACGCGAGUCUCUGGCACCAGCUGGAGGUCUCCUGCUGGCCCACGUUGGUGCUGGUGGGCCCGCGGGGCAACCUGCUCUUCACGCUGGUGGGCGAGGGCCACCGCGACAGAUUGAGGCUCUUCGCCGACGUCAGUCUCCGUUACUACCGGGAGAAGAAGCUGCUGCUGCCGCACCCGGUGGGGGUCAAGCUCUACCGGGACUCUCUGCCUCCCAGCAUCCUGUCGUUUCCCGGGAAGCUCUGCGUGGACCGCGCCGGCGACAGGCUGGCCAUCGCCGACACGGGACAUCACCGCAUUCUGGUGGCGUCCUCCACGUGUCAGGUGUUGCACAUCAUCGGAGGCCCUGAAAGCGGAAGGCGAGACGGCUCCUUGUCUGAAGCCUCCUUCAACUCCCCUCAGGGCGUGGCCAUGAAGGGCAACGUCAUCUACGUGGCCGACACGGAGAACCACCUGAUCCGAAAGAUCGACCUGUCGGAAGGGCGAGUCAGCACGCUGGCCGGCCUCGGCGUCCAAGGUACGGACAAAGACGGCGGCGCCAUGGGAGACGAGCAGCCCAUCAGCUCUCCCUGGGACGUAGCGCUCGGAACAGCUGGCGGCGCGGAGGACAACGUGCUGUGGGUGGCCAUGGCGGGAACCCAUCAGAUUUGGGCACUGUUCCUAGCAGAUGGGAAACUGCCCAAAGGAAGCGAGUGCAAAGCGGGCACGUGCGUGCGAUGGGCCGGCAGCGGCAGCGAGGAGAACCGCAACAACGCCUACCCGCACAAGGCGGGCUUCGCCCAGCCUUCGGGUUUGGCCGUCGCCCCCGAAGAGCCGUGGGGCUGCCUCUUUGUGGCGGACAGCGAGAGCAGCACCGUGCGCACGCUGGCGCUGAAGGACGGCGCCGUCAAGCUGCUGGUUGGUGGCGAGAGAGACCCCACGAACCUCUUUGCUUUCGGGGAUGUGGACGGGAAGGGCGUGGAGGCCAAGCUGCAGCAUCCGCUGGGCGUGGCGUGGUCGCCGCAGCGAAACUUGCUCUACGUGGCCGACUCCUACAAUCACAAGAUUAAAGUGGUGGACCCCAAGACGAAGCAUUGCAGCACUUUGGCCGGCACGGGCGAAGCGGGCGACACCGUGGGUCCCGAUUUCGCCGUGUCCCGCUUCAACGAGCCCGGCGGCAUCUGCGCGGGCCCCGGCGGCAACCUUCUCUAUGUCGCCGAUACCAACAACCACCAAAUCAAAGUGCUAGACCUCGGCUCCAAAAGCGUCUCGCUGUUCCCCCUUGUCUCGGACUGCGUAGACUCGGGACGGGCUAACGUGAAGGCGCCCAGCAAGACCCCGAAGAUGCCCCGAGGGGCCGUGAGGAUCGACAUGCCGCCGGUGUCGGCUAGUGCCGGACAGACCGUGGUCCUGUCGCUCGCGUUGUCGCUUCCCCAAGGAGCCAAACUCACCGACGAGGCGCCGAGCUGCUGGGCCCUCUCCGCCGAAGAUGACGAGUGGCUUCUAGACACGCAGGCGGUCACUGGCGACAUCACGGAUCUGUCCAAGCCGCUGCGCGUCGCCGCCAAACUUCCGGACGUUCCGAAGAAACAGCGCGCGAGUCUCACGCUGAGCAUCUGGCUGUACUUCUGCAUGGCGGCGGGGACGACUUGCACCAUGAGAGCGGCGGCUUUCUACCAGCCUCUCCAGCUCAAUGACAAUCCUGCCACGGACGAGCUUUGCGGACUGCGCUCCUUUUGAAGGGGCGGGAGAGGGACUCUAAAUCUGCCUCGUCCACAAAAAGGAAUCGUUGUUCCUUUUGAUGACAUUGACUGGAGGUGAAAACAGCAAAAUCAACAACAAUAACAUUCCACAAAGGGUGUCCUCCAGCACCGCCUGCAGCUUCCUGUUGAUCUCCAGCGACAGGUCCAGCGUGAGCCCGCUGUCGGCCGGGUGGGAGGUGUACAGCGAAGCCAUGAUGCCCCCCCGCCGGCUCAG
Molecule: messenger RNA, 2385 nt
Organism: Syngnathus typhle (broad-nosed pipefish)
Lineage: Eukaryota; Metazoa; Chordata; Actinopteri; Syngnathiformes; Syngnathidae
Gene: nhlrc2
Product: NHL repeat containing 2
Exons: 14
Coding region: 1-2148 (715 amino acids)
Molecular function (GO): protein binding
Source: RefSeq, a predicted model, not a curated record